Messenger RNA from Mesorhabditis spiculigera, 309 nucleotides. The record is from the annotation of a GenBank genome assembly. Lineage: Eukaryota; Metazoa; Nematoda; Chromadorea; Rhabditida; Rhabditidae.
AUGCUGUUCUACUCUUUCUUCAAAUCCCUCGUCGGGAAGGAGGUCGUAGUCGAGCUGAAAAACGACGUCUGCCUACAUGGAACCCUCCAUUCCGUCGAUCAGUACCUCAACAUGAACCUACACGAGACGCAAGUCACCGAUCAAGACCGUUUCCCGCACCUAAUUGCCGUCAAAAACGCGUUUAUCCGCGGCUCGGUGGUCCGAUACGUGCAGCUGCCCGAAGAUCAGGUCGACACCGGACUGCUAGCUGACGCGAGUCGCAAGAGCUGGCCAAUAACGGAAAUAGACUUUCUAAAUAUCGUGAUGUUG